Molecule: messenger RNA, 3907 nt
Organism: Salvia splendens (bonfire salvia)
Lineage: Eukaryota; Viridiplantae; Streptophyta; Magnoliopsida; Lamiales; Lamiaceae
Product: protein NLP2
Exons: 4
Coding region: 841-3618 (925 amino acids)
Molecular function (GO): protein binding; DNA-binding transcription factor activity
Source: RefSeq, a predicted model, not a curated record
AUUGACACGGUUCCGGUUCCGGUUCGGCAGUUAACCGCCGGAACCGGAACCGGAACCGGUGGGCAUCUCUAAAUUGGUGGUAAUAAUCCUAGAGAGAGAGGGGGGGGGAGUCGUAAUCGUGGGGUCCAAUCCAAGGGCGUAGCAUUUGCAUAAAAGAGAUUCUUCCCCACAUUCGGCUGACCUCUCAUAGCAUUUUGGCUUCUUUUGUUUGAGCUAAAACAAGAAACUCAGCCAAGAAAGAGAGAUUUGGCAGAAAGUUUCUUUUUUGAGGAUACUACAGCACACAGACAUAUGUUUCUUCAUCCAUAGACCACAAAAUCAUUAUUUCAAUCAUCUUUCUCCUCUUGCUCAACAUCUUCACACAGUCACUGUGAGUGUAUAUCUUUUUCUUUUGUUAUAUAUUUUCAUCUCCUUCAUAUUGCUUGCUUUUCUCUGCUGCUUCUUCAAAUCAACGUGGGUUCUUGAUCUUUUUCCUUUAUUUGCUUAUAUUCGCAUCAUAGCUCCGUUUACAACUCAAAAGAUUCAACUUUUUGAGCUUUUCAAGAACAAGAUUUCAUCUUUUCAUUGCUCUGCAUAAGCAUAUCUCAUGAAUAAGUACAAAUAAUUAGGUGCUGCUGCCCUCUGAAAUGCAUUUCUGUUUGCAGUUGCAAACAACUUUUUACUGAUGGUGUUUGUGGCCGUGGGGCUGGUUGGUUUUUGGAUGAAUAGGGAAAGAAAUCCUUCUUGGAAGUUCCUCUUCUUGUUCUGCAUAUUCAACCUGCUUCUCUGUUUCGGCUCGUGAAUCUUCGGACUGUUCUAGAAGCUUCUUCUCCUGGUAUGGAGGAUUGAGGACGACAUAUCAUGGGAGAUGAUGGUUCCUUCAAGCCUAAGACCAUGGUUGAAACUUUGUCAGAUACCACCAAUCUUGAUUUCUCUGUCAUGGAUGAUCUCUUGUAUGAUGGAUUCUGGUUAGAGACUACUGAUGAAUCCAACUUCUGGCAGCCCUGCCCCACUGCUCCUACUGAUUUGAACCCUUCUUUCUUCUUCCCUUCUUCAGACACUAUUUUCAACACAAAUCCAGUUACUACUUUCUUGAAAGAAACUGAAAAACCAAGCAUCCCAUCUUUUACUUUCCCAGGAAUGGAUGACUUGUCUGGAAAUCGAGCCCCCAUCCCUUCGGUUUCCUUGGGCCAAUCCACUGAUUUCCUGUUUGAAGAAACUCAAGUGAGCAAGAGGCUGUGGGUGGCGCCAACCAGGAACCGAAUCCGGUCUGUCUCCGUGAAGAAGAAACUGGUGCAGGCAGUCGAUCACCUCAAGAAAUCUAUAAGAGAGAGUGAUGUCCUCGUUCAAAUCUGGGUUCCUGUUAAGAGAGGAGGCAAGCAAGUCCUCACAACUAAUAACCAGCCAUUCUCACUCAAUCCCAACAGCAAAAACCUUGCAGAAUAUAGGGAUGCUUCCCGGACCUAUCACUUUCCAGCAGAUGAGGACUCCAAGGAGCCCGCUGGGUUGCCUGGUCGCGUCUUCUUGAAGAAGCUUCCUGAUUGGACUCCGGAUGUUCAGUUCUUUAAACGAGAGGAGUACCCCCGGAAGAGUCAUGCUCAGAAGUGUGAUGUUAGAGGAUCACUCGCACUUCCAGUUUUUGAACGCGGUAGUGGCAAGUGCUUGGGGGUGGUUGAAAUCGUCACAACCAGUCGCAAGGUCAACUGCCGCCCUGAUAUUGAGACUGUCUGCAAAGCUCUAGAGGCUGUUGAUUUAAAGAGUUCUGAUAUAUUGGAACAAGGUCCACCCAAUAUGGAGGAGUCGUACCAAUUUGUGCUGAUGGAGAUCGGGAAUGUGCUGAGAUGUGUAUGCGACACACAUAAGCUGCCAUUGGCACAGACAUGGGCUCCGUGCAUUCAACAAGGAAAAGGAGGUUGCCGGCACUCAGACGAGAACUACACACAUUGUGUGUCGACACUGGACUCUGCCUGCUAUGUUGCUGAUCAAGAGGUUGCAGGCUUCCAUGAGGCCUGCUCUGAGUAUCACUUACUCAAAGGUGAAGGCAUUGCUGGGAAAGCUUUCCUGACAAAUCAGCCAUGUUUCUCCUCGAACAUCACAGAGCUUAGCAAAACAGAAUAUCCCCUAGCGCAUCACGCCCGGGUGUUUAAUUUGCAUGCUGCUGUAGCAAUACGGCUCAGGAGUACAUACACGAGGGAUGCUGAUUUUGUUCUGGAGUUCUUCUUGCCCAUAAACUGCAAAGGACCAGAAGAUCAGAGAAAGAUGCUCGACUCAUUAUCAUCUGUAGUGGAACGAACUUGCCAAAGCUUACGUGUAGUAACAGAUCAGGAGCUAGCCCGGGAAACAUUGGAUAGAGAAACAAGCAGCACUCUAUCCGAUGGAAAACGGCCAAGGUUGGAAGAUAUUCCCUCGAAAGAAGCACCUUCACCCUGGAUUACACAAAUGAUGGAGCCCCAGCACAAGGGCAAAGGAGUUGCUGUUGCUUUGGGUUAUGAGAAGGAGGAACCAGGAGAGUUCAUUGUGACAACCCAAUGGGAUAAGCCGGGUGUAGAGUUCCAUCAAGCGCCAGCUUUUCUGGAGCACGACCAACACCAUCAGCAGGACUCGGGAUCCAAAGAUGGCAGUGGUAGUUUCUUCAUUACGAGCAGACCUCUUCCAGCUGGUGCUAAAACAAACACAGAAAAGAGAAGGACAAAGACUGAGAAGACUAUUAGUUUGCAAGUACUUAGGCAAUAUUUUGCUGGGAGUCUAAAAGAUGCUGCCAAGAACAUUGGAGUGUGCCCAACUACCUUGAAAAGGAUAUGCAGGCAGCAUGGGAUUACCCGAUGGCCUUCUCGUAAGAUCAAGAAAGUUGGCCACUCAUUGAGGAAACUUCAACUUGUGAUUGACUCGGUCCAGGGCACCGAGGGUUCCAUUCAGCUAAGUUCGUUCUACAACAACUUUCCAGAACUCAGCUCUCCAAAUGCACCAGAAACGAGCCACUUGCCAACAUCUACAGUGGGUGGCGAGCUGCAACAAGUAAACAAUCAACCCGAGGGUACUUUAAGCCCUGGAACUACUUCCUCUGGCAGCCACAGUUCCAGUUCAAGUUACUGCUGUUCUACUGGGGUGAAGCAGUCGUCUUUCCCAGUCAACGGCUCCAGCAGUGGUGAUGCUUUAUCAGCAGAACAAAAUGAAGGGAUGCUGAAAAGAGCAUGGAGUGAUGCAGAAUUGCAUCAGUUGAGCCAAGAGGACUCAAAGCUUCUUGUUCGAUCAUACAGCCAGAAGAUUUUCAGUGACCAUGCCUCAAAUGAGGCUCCACCUGUACCAAAAACUAGCAGCAAGGUUCAAGAGGUAGGAUAUUUUAGAGUAAAAGCUUCUUUGGGUGACGAGAAGAUUCGUCUCACUCUGCAACCACACUGGGGAUUCAGAGAGUUGCAGCAAGAGGUGUUGAGGCGUUUCAACCUUGACAAUGGAAGUAGAGUUGAUCUGAAAUAUUUGGAUGACGACUCUGAAUGGGUGCUCUUAACCUGCGAUGCUGAUCUUGAAGAAUGUAAAGAUAUACACACAUUGUUGAAGAGCGGAACAAUUAGACUCUCUCUAAAUCAAGCAUAUUAUCAUCCUAGUCUUGGAAGCUCAUUUGGUAGUAAUGGCCCCUUCUGAAGUUUUUCUUACCAUGAAUAAGAGACGAGAACCAAGGAUGGGUGUAACAGGCUGUAAUAGUAGGAAUGCAUACAGAAUGGCAACUAUUUCAUGGCCAUCUAGUAUUCUGUAGACUAGUUAAGUGAGAUAGUGAUGCUAGAUAUUCACUAUCUCUCAGAGUUACAUGACUGUUUCUUCGUACAAUAUUUCCUUCUGGUUCUUUUUUAAGCAGUGCAAUUGAUACUUCUGUACCAUAAUAUGUACAAAGAGUUUCUCAUGGAUUUAUUUGAAGCCUCUGCAAAUUCUGUUA